Molecule: messenger RNA, 976 nt
Organism: Camelina sativa (false flax)
Lineage: Eukaryota; Viridiplantae; Streptophyta; Magnoliopsida; Brassicales; Brassicaceae
Source: RefSeq, a predicted model, not a curated record
CUAAUUGUACGUUUCAUUUCAUGUCAAAAAGAGCUGAUUAAAAAACUUUUCAAGAAUCCAAGGUUACAUUCUCACUCACAAAACAAAACAAACAUUAUGGGCUUUUUAAAGAAGAUACCCAUUAAAGCCCAAAAAAGAUCAGUUUCCCUUAGAAAAAUCACAAAUACGAAACCAACAUCCCAGCUCCGUGGUUUGUGGCCAUGUCUUCUUCGAUCGUCGAGCACGUCGUCCUCUUCAAGCUCAAGAACAACGACGACGUUGACUCCAACAAAAUCAGCUCCAUGGUCAACGGAAUCAACGAACUCAUCAAUCUCGACCAGGUACUUCACCUCUCCUGCGGUUCAAUCCAUCGCCUUAGCUCCACCACCGCUGCUUCCGCCGCCUUCACUCACGUCCUUCAUAGCCGUUACAGAUCUAAAGAAGAUCUCGACGCGUACGCAAUACAUCCUGAUCACGUCCGCGUCGUCAAGGAAUCGGAAUCGAUCCGUGAAGACGUCUUGGCCGUUGACUGGAUCGCCGAGAAAGUUCCCGGAAUCCUAGCUCCGCCUCCUGGUUCAAUUGGUAAAAUCACGGUUGUGAAGGUGAAAGAGACCGUCACGGAAGAGGUGAAAUCGGAGAUUAUGGAAGUGAUUAAGGAGAAAUCUAAAGGAGUUGAUCAGAUGAUCUUUGUGUUGGAGAAAACUUCUCUCCGGGUAGAGCUAAAGGAUCGAUUUCGUAAACUUCUCUCCGUUUCUCAAUCGGAUCGAUUUCGUAAACUUCUCUCCGUUUUUGAGUUCGUAGUGCCUCCAAAACUUGCUUCUGUGUGAAUUGUGAUUAAGAUGAUGAGGCCGUCUGCAUUAAAUGAAUAUUGUAUGCACAUUUGAAGCCCAUAUAUUGGCCUUUUUCCUGAAACCUAUUAUUGGCCCAUUAGUGAGAUAGUUACAUGUAAUUUUCCCUGUUUAAUACUUUUGAAGUCUUUAAUUGGUUGGUUUUAUCA